AUGCCAGGAAUGGAUAGUGUAUUCCACUCUUCUGUCCAAGAAGCGGUGCAACUUACCGUUCAGAAUAACAAACCUUUAUUUGUAUAUCUUGCCCUGCUUGAUAACAACACAAAUGAUUCAUUUUUGAACAAGUUCAUCAAAGAACAAACAGUUGCACAUUUGCAAGAACACUCAGUACCGUUAAAGUUGGUACAGGGUAGUGUUGAAUUCGGAUAUUUUGAACAGCUUUUUCAAAACCUAGUUGUUCCCAGUUUUUAUGUUGUUCUGCAGGGAAAGCUUAAGGCGGUCAUCACUGGCGACUUUUCCAAAGAUGAUUUUGACAAAUGCAUAAAUCAAUUUCCAACACGACAAAGUGGGUCUAUAAACACCCCAACACCCGCGUCUACCGCGCUGUCGAAUGUACCAACUGCAUCUUCUUCACAAAUGCUACCAUCAGCAUACGCCACAACGGGACGUGAUCCAACCCCACUGACACCGGUUUCUACCACAUCCAGUGGCCAAGCCCCAUCAUCAUCACAUGCCACUACCGCAGAUAACCAUGAGCAAUCAGUGUUACGUCACAGAAGACUUGUAGCACAACAAAGAAAAGAAAAAUUAGCAGAGAAGCAACGUAUAAGAGAGUUAAUGGAAGCUGACAAAAGGGAAAGACAGAGCCGAGAAAGAGCCGAAAAGGAACGUAUUGAUGGCAAGGAACUGGAAUCACAAACUGGACCAAAGAAAGUGUGUCAUACGAAUUGUCUCUUGGCGAUCAAACUUUUCGAUGGAAGUACUAUCAAACACGAUUUCAAACCAGAGGACACACUAAUUACAGUACGUAUCUUCCUUGACGAAGAGGUAAAAGUCAUACCAUCCACAAGCAACAUGCCCUCGUUUGCUAGCACAACGUACCCUACAGGCUACUCAUUCCACAGACCAACAUUACCACGCGUUACGUAUUCUGAAGAGCAAGAGUCACAGUCACUAGUUGAUCUUGAUUUGACUCCAAGGUCCAUAUUGAUCCUCAAACCAACUUAUGAUCAAACGAAUUCAAGCAAUAAUGCACCUGGCAAUGAGAAAGUGGGAAUACUUCGAAAUGUGUAUAACUUUGUUGCGGGAAUAGGAAGGGCCCUUUACUCCUUCUUUGAUUACGGUGUUGACGACGUACAGAGACAAGUUAACACGGAACAGCCAAUAGCGCCACGUCAGGAAGAAGAAGUGAUAGAGCUCCAUCAACCGAUCGCUCCAGGUAUUUUAUCCGUGGGUGAUAGAGGGUUGUCGUCUUCGCUUAUGAAUAUUGAAAGGGAUGAGCGUGAUGUAAUUUCCGCAACUCCAGUAGAGUCGAGAGCUUCAAGUCCCAGGCCCACAUUGAGUCGAGUACAAACUAUUCAUGAUGAUGCCAGAGAUACAUUGCGAGAUACAUAUAACGGGAACAGCAUCAAUCUUAGAGAUGAUGAUCAAACUACAUAG
This is a messenger RNA of Lodderomyces orthopsilosis Co 90-125, 1446 nucleotides long. RefSeq lists its product as uncharacterized. Bases 1 to 1446 code for a protein of 481 amino acids. NCBI's taxonomy places the organism in Eukaryota, Fungi, Ascomycota, Pichiomycetes, Serinales, Debaryomycetaceae. The record is from RefSeq and is a predicted model, not a curated record. The transcript has a single exon. Gene Ontology annotation, molecular function: protein binding.